Gossypium raimondii (Peruvian cotton) is the source of this 1101-nucleotide messenger RNA. Its product is annotated as 40S ribosomal protein S6. Gene Ontology annotation, biological process: translation. Bases 199 to 906 code for a protein of 235 amino acids. Gene Ontology annotation, cellular component: ribosome. NCBI's taxonomy places the organism in Eukaryota, Viridiplantae, Streptophyta, Magnoliopsida, Malvales, Malvaceae. The transcript is spliced from 6 exons. The record is from RefSeq and is a predicted model, not a curated record. Gene Ontology annotation, molecular function: structural constituent of ribosome.
ACCAAAUUAUUUCUCUUCUAUAUAUAAAAAUAUCUGCAAAAACCCUAACUCUUUAUAACCAAACCUUAGAAAAAAGUAGAGCGGCGGCGGCGGCAGUCCUCCCCCUGAGUUGUAGCCAACAAGAACACCCGUCCCACAAAAUGAAGUUCAACAUUGCAAACCCAACCACUGGUUGCCAGAAGAAGCUGGAAAUUGACGAUGACCAGAAACUACACCUUGAACUGCAGCCGAGCCUUUUUUGACAAGAGGAUCUCACAAGAAGUCAGUGGUGAUGCCCUUGGCGAGGAGUUUAAGGGCUACGUAUUUAAGAUCAUGGGAGGCUGUGACAAGCAAGGUUUUCCUAUGAAACAAGGAGUUCUCACACCUGGUCGUGUUCGCCUGUUGCUUCACAGAGGUACUCCUUGCUUCCGUGGUUAUGGGAGGAGAAAUGGAGAGCGUAGGAGGAAGUCAGUUCGUGGGUGCAUUGUUAGUCAAGAUCUUUCAGUUCUGAACUUGGUUAUUGUGAAGAAGGGUGAAAAUGAUCUUCCUGGGUUGACUGACACUGAGAAGCCAAGAAUGAGGGGUCCAAAGAGAGCAUCAAAAAUCCGGAAGUUGUUCAACCUCUCUAAGGAGGAUGAUGUUCGGAAGUAUGUUAACACUUACCGCCGAACCUUUACAACCAAAAACGGUAAGAAAGUGAGCAAGGCUCCCAAAAUUCAAAGGCUGGUGACUCCAUUGACAUUGCAGAGGAAGCGUGGCAGAAUUGCAGAGAAGAAGAAGAGAGUUGCAAAGGCCAAAGCUGAGGCUGCAGAGUACCAGAAGCUCCUUGCCCAGAGGUUGAAGGAGCAACGUGAGCGCAGGAGCGAGAGCUUAGCCAAGAAGAGAUCCAGGCUGUCUGCUGCCUCUAAGCCAUCCAUUGCAGCUUAAAUUCUGCCACAAGGUUUAGUAUUAUGGUUGGUUGUUUAUUAUAGGAUGAGGUAAUUUUGAUUGUUGGAUUUUUAAGUGUCAACAAUGUGUUGUUUUUUUGUUUAUCACAUGAAUGGUAUGCUUUAAAUUUUUGCGACAUUAUUAUGUUGGGAGUGUUGUGGUAACUUUACGAAUGGUUAAUGCUUCUUCGGUCAA